AAGUCAUACAGCUUCAAUAAUAAUUCUUUAUAUUACUAUGAGGACGGGCGCGUGAAGGUGACGUUCUGUUGCUAUGAGGAUUAGCCUGUAAGUUUCCUGUGAGGAAAUAUUUGACCAUUUAGCUUUAAAAAGCAACGUUUAUCGCAUAUUAGAUUGUUAAAAAGCGUCAUUUAUUCUUUCAGGCCAUAAUGGAUGACCAGUCUGGUUGGGUAAAUUUGGACAACCUUUUGCUGCAGUUAGCUUUAGAGACGAGAGAAUUAGCCCAAAACAAGGAUGACUUGACACGAGAAAUUCAAAAUUUUAAAGCAGACAUAGAAGAAAAGAAGAAAUGUGUUGAUGAAACUCAUAAGUCUAUAAAGACAUUAGAGCAGGACAUUCAGCAAAAACAAAACACUGUCAAAUGUUAUAAGGAAAAUGUUAAAAGUCUUCGUGGAGCUAGUGAUCUUCUGCUUCAGUAUGAGAAGAUGCUGGAAGCUGAGCUCGAAAGAAGGCAGGAAAGCUAUAAUCAGGACAUGCAAGUGUUUCAGGAAAGAAUGGAAAACUACUGGAAAAUCUUUCGGCAGCAUAAAGAGGAGUAUUUGCAGAAUCCUCUGGCUACAAAGCUCCUAAAGAUUCAGGAUGAGAAUGAAGAAAUUGAAAGAAGAAUCCGAGCAAAGGAAGAGGAAAUAAUAGCAAAAGAAAAAGAAUUAAAAGCUCUGCAUGAGAACCAUGACAUGUGUGACAGUGUUCAGAAACAUGUUAAAUUGAAUGAACAGCGAGCAUCACCACCUGAGAGUGACAGUCAGUCUGGAGUAAAUGUGACAUCACAUCAAGAUCCUCAACCACAGGUUACUAAGACAGAACAGGAGAAUCUUCAGAUUGAGAUGGAUGAGAAGGCUUUGGAGAACGAUCAUGACCAAGCAGAUGGUGUUGAUGAGUCAAAUUUAUCUGAAGUGGGUGUAAUUGGUAGCACCGUAUGGGCAGAGUCAGAAAUAAGCCGUGAACAAAGUCAAGAAGUAGACCAAAAUGAACAGGAACACACAGCAGAAGUGGACAUGAAUAUGAAGACCCCCUGUGAGUCCAAUGCGGUCGAGGAGAUGAUAGAGGCUGAAGAGCAGCAGGAGAGCGAAGAAGCCUCAGUGGAGAAGAGCGGCAAUGAGGGAGAAGCGUGUCCCCGGUUGUCCCCCAUGCAAAUGCGUGCACUGGAUAUGCCAACAUUCAGUCUAAUCAGCCCCAGUACAUCUCAGGGUCAGCAAUUGAGCGGAGAACCACCAGUGUUCGAUUUCUCUGCGAUCUCUGGACCAAACACCCCCACAUUCUCUGGCUUUGACUGCAGCUUUGAAGUGGGGCCGAGCCAACACGAGGAGUCACCUUUUACAUUCUCAAGCUCUUAUUUUAGCAAGAAGUCUCCUGAAGCAAAGAUGGCAGGAUUUCUGUUUGAUGAAUCAGAGAUCUGUCCAGAGGAGGAAUUUGCCUUUUCGUUCAGCUCCAAGAGCCCUCAGGAGCAGCAGUCCGGGUCAGGAGGGACUGGAGAUGCAUUCCCGUUUUCCUUCAACUUUGGGAAAUUUUAACUCAUGCUCUUAGCACUUUAUUGCAGAUUCUGACAAGUGUUUAGAAGAAGUUUUAUUAUUAUUGUAGUUUCAUAGUUGCCUUGUUUGACUUUAGAAAUAGUUCAAGACGGGACUUUUUUUUAUUGGGAUGUUCUGUCAAGAUGAAUGAAUGAUUUUAAAUCAUUAAAUUUAAAAUGCCUUAGAAUUAAAACAUAUAUUUACAUUCCACUGGUAUAGUAGAGCUUAAUUUAAAAGUUUGAUGUGUUUUUCUUGCUUUGUACGUAAGGUGUUCUGUGAUGUCUAUAAAAGAAGUGAUCAACAAUG
Molecule: messenger RNA, 1853 nt
Organism: Clarias gariepinus (North African catfish)
Lineage: Eukaryota; Metazoa; Chordata; Actinopteri; Siluriformes; Clariidae
Product: protein SIX6OS1
Exons: 15
Coding region: 189-1550 (453 amino acids)
Biological process (GO): homologous chromosome pairing at meiosis; spermatogenesis; meiotic DNA double-strand break processing involved in reciprocal meiotic recombination
Cellular component (GO): central element
Source: RefSeq, a predicted model, not a curated record